Molecule: messenger RNA, 486 nt
Organism: Gloeophyllum trabeum ATCC 11539
Lineage: Eukaryota; Fungi; Basidiomycota; Agaricomycetes; Gloeophyllales; Gloeophyllaceae
Exons: 2
Coding region: 1-486 (161 amino acids)
Source: RefSeq, a predicted model, not a curated record
AUGAGGCUAUAUCGCGAAAUAGUCUCUUCCCUUCAACAAGCGUUAGAUUUACUUACGGGUCUCCGGAAAAUCCGCGAGAACAUACCACGGAAGGAGACGGUAGCAUCCGUGUUCAAAGAGCGACGUGAAUUCGUGUCAUGUGUUUGCAUCUCCCUAUUUGCUUGUGAGCAUGCUUUCCGGGCUCGUCAGCCUCUUCCGCAAUUCCUGCCGUCAGCCAGACAUGCCCUGCAAACCUUGACUGCGCACGUGGAUGAAUGCAUCAGGCAGACACGGCAAGACGAUCCGCAUUCUAUGGGAUUCUCUCUGGUCUACGCUUUUGCUGAGACGGAAGUGCUUAAGGACAUGGUCGAUACCAUCGAGGAGCUUCUCUCGUUAACCCGUAAAGCGUUUGGCUCCUCGACUUGGUUAACGUAUGUCCCUCAAGGAUAUCGAUCGCACGUUAGCGUACACGAAGAAGGAUCGCAUGGUUGGUAUAGCACGUUCUAG